CCGGGGCCUCCGGGCCACCUAGCUCCGCGCGUUCCUGGAUGGACGCGACCCCUUUGGCCCAGCAGCAGCCUCCCCGGCCUGCGGGAGGUGUCAGAUUGAAGUAAGUGAAUACAGAUAUAAUUCAAGCUUGUUAGAGGGCUUUUUAAAAAUAAAAAGUUGAUUCGGUGCACGAGAGCAAGUUACUGCUGCUUACCGUUCAGAGACUUACAGGUGCUUGCCUGCAUUGCAAUAAAGGACUCAUAUAUUGAGCAAGACUUAUAUUUAUCUCUUCGUUUUGGAGAGCCUAAUAAACUAUUACAGUUUCUCUACUGACUUUAAAAAGUUUUGAAGUUUGGAAGAGACACCUUUGCAAUUAACACAGCAUGAGCACGGCCAGAACAGAGAACCCUGUUAUAAUGGGUCUAUCCAGUCAAAAUGGUCAGCUGAGGGGCCCUGUGAAGCCCAGUGGUGGCCCUGGAGGAGGGGGCACACAGACACAGCAACAGAUGAACCAGCUGAAAAACACCAACACAAUCAAUAAUGGCACUCAGCAGCAAGCACAGAGUAUGACCACCACUAUUAAACCUGGUGAUGACUGGAAAAAGACUUUAAAACUCCCUCCAAAGGAUCUAAGAAUCAAAACUUCGGAUGUGACCUCCACAAAAGGAAAUGAGUUUGAAGAUUACUGUUUGAAACGGGAGUUAUUGAUGGGAAUUUUUGAAAUGGGCUGGGAAAAGCCUUCUCCUAUUCAGGAGGAGAGCAUUCCCAUUGCUUUAUCUGGUAGGGAUAUCUUAGCUAGAGCAAAAAAUGGAACAGGCAAGAGCGGUGCCUACCUCAUUCCCUUACUUGAACGGCUAGACCUGAAGAAGGACAAUAUACAAGCAAUGGUGAUUGUUCCCACUAGAGAACUUGCUCUACAGGUCAGUCAAAUUUGUAUCCAGGUCAGCAAACACAUGGGAGGGGCCAAAGUGAUGGCAACCACAGGAGGAACCAAUUUACGGGAUGAUAUAAUGAGGCUUGAUGACACAGUGCAUGUGGUGAUCGCUACCCCUGGGAGAAUCCUGGAUCUUAUCAAGAAAGGAGUAGCAAAGGUUGAUCAUGUCCAGAUGAUAGUAUUGGAUGAGGCAGAUAAGUUGCUGUCACAGGAUUUUGUGCAAAUAAUGGAAGAUAUUAUUCUCACGCUACCUAAAAACAGGCAGAUUUUACUAUAUUCCGCUACUUUCCCUCUUAGUGUACAGAAGUUCAUGAAUUCCCAUUUGCAGAAACCUUACGAGAUUAACCUGAUGGAGGAACUAACUCUGAAGGGAGUAACCCAGUACUACGCAUAUGUAACUGAGCGCCAAAAAGUACACUGCCUCAACACUCUUUUCUCCAGACUUCAGAUAAACCAAUCAAUCAUUUUCUGUAACUCCUCUCAGCGAGUUGAAUUGCUAGCCAAGAAGAUUUCUCAACUGGGUUAUUCUUGUUUCUAUAUCCAUGCUAAAAUGAGGCAGGAACAUCGAAAUCGUGUAUUUCAUGAUUUUCGAAAUGGCUUAUGCCGCAAUCUUGUUUGCACUGAUCUGUUUACCCGAGGUAUUGAUAUACAAGCUGUGAAUGUGGUUAUAAACUUUGACUUCCCAAAGCUGGCAGAGACCUAUCUCCAUCGUAUUGGAAGAUCAGGUCGCUUUGGUCAUCUUGGCUUAGCCAUCAACUUGAUCACAUAUGAUGAUCGCUUCAACCUGAAAAGUAUUGAGGAGCAGCUGGGAACAGAAAUUAAACCUAUCCCAAGCAACAUUGACAAGAGUCUAUAUGUGGCAGAAUACCACAGCGAGCCUGUAGAAGAUGAGAAACCUUAACAAGCAUGCUUUGACAAACUACAGAAGGCUCAUUUGGAACUGUGACACAUUGUUUGGGGGGGGGUGCUCUUCUCUUUCUGGGUUUUUCAUCUUCUUUUAUUUUGGAACUAUGAAGACUUAAAAGAGCUCAGACAUUUUUCUUUUUUUAAACUGGUGAAGAGAAAAAAGCUGAAAGAAGGAAUAUACCUUUUUUGUUCCACUUGUUUGCACUGUGUGCUGACUGAACAUUAGUUGCACUAACUGCUGGUUUUUAAAAAAAUGUUUUCUGGGGAAAGGGGACAAGGAAGGAAGAGAAAGAAGGGGAGAAACCCUAAAAAGAGAAGAAUCUUGAUGAACACACAAGCUUGUCUACGAUUUCAGAAUUCUCCAACAGCUGACUCUUGAGUGCAUUUCAACUUCUCCUUGAUUAGUCAUCCGUUUUUUAAGCCUGAAGAGCUUAUUACUUAUUUGUGCGAAGUGCCUUAUGCUAUGAGACCAUUCAGAAUAUCAUCUUUUAGAUACAGUCCAAGGAAUCAACGAUAGUAAUUCUUUCUUUUCUUUUUUCUUUCUUUUCUUUCUUUGUUUUAAAAACUUUUGUGUUUUCAUUUUAGUUUCAAGUUGAAGUCACUCUCUUCCCUUUCUACCUGAUACUCAAGCCCAGGGCUGGAAGAUGAAACUUACUAGUAAUGUUAAACACCAUUUUCUUUUUCUUUAUAUGGAGGAGUUGAUAAUGCAACUGCAGUUCAUCCGCACUGUAAAUACAUGUAUUUAAAAAAACAAUCCCAAGUAAAAAUUUUUUCUGGGCUGAGUAGAUAAACAUCAUCGCUCCCAAAGGAAAGAGCAGUCUAUCAUUGCAGGAGCCAUAUGAGAAGCCUUUGUGCUCUAUAGCAGAACACUAAAGACUGGUUUACAUACGCCUCCAUUAGCAGUAUGGCACUUGAUGUGUAGACAUUUCAGAGCCUUGACCCUCUUUCCUCUGUGGCAAAGCGUGUCCCAUAGAAAAUUGGGUGUGUAUACUUGUAUAAACUUUGUAAAUAAGUUUUUUUCUGGGUUCAUAUAUAUAUAUAUAUACAUAUAUAUAUAUUUUUUUUUGGAUGAAGGUUGCUGGGAUUAAGGGGAUUAGAGUGAUUAUGGGAGCAGCUAAAGAUGAGAGGGGCUCAGUUUUCCGCAACACUAAAUUCUAAAAAGCAUUUGGCCUCUUACUGUAGAGAGCAGACCUCUGUGGGACCCUGUUAGAAAAGGGACCUAGAAGUCUGGGGUGCACUGUGUUCUGCCACACUGUCUCAUCUAGUAUCUUUGGAGGAGACUUGCCAGAGAGAUCAAGGUAGCUUCAAAAAUCUACAAGUUUUUUUUUGAGAAGCUCUCUGAUUUUGCUUCUUCCCCCUUUCUAAAAGUUUGAGGAACUUUUCAAGCUGUGCAAAAGGGGACAAAGAUUAAUCUACCUUGCAGUGUGGGAAUUCUGUUGAGUGGCAGCGUCUUUGAGCAGUAUAUGUAUAAAGCAUGGAUUUGCAUUUUAGAAUAUCAGCCAGUACCAGCUCUGGUAACAUUAGCAGUUCUGGACCUUAAUUUUCUGUGGAUCAUCUCUUGUAGUGUGUGAAUGUGUUGCCCUCUGCCCACCUUGAUACAUAAACUUUUGCAGGAAUGGGCAACCCCUGAGAACUGUUAACUCAUGCCACAGAAAGCUGCUUGCCAUUUUCUUGCGUUGUGACAGGGAUUGUUAUCUGUCAUUUUGCCUUGUAAAUUGCUGGCAAUUGCUUUACAGUCAGUAGUGUUGCUUUAAAUUGUGCCCCUCCCAACAUGCUUGAUGUUUGGCCUGAUCUCCAGGCAAAAGGAGUGAGAUGAAUCAAAACCAGUGAACUUUUUUUUUUAAAUGUUUUUAAUUCCCUUUCAACCCAGUAUACUAGGUCAAUUAGGAGGCAUCUGGGGGGCGGGGGGAGCAAAAAACAAAAUUAAAAAAAAAAUUGAUUUCUAUAUUCCAUUGUUUUUCAAAAUCCUAAAAUAUUGCAAGAUAAGCCCUGCAUAUGCUUUCAUGCUUAACUCAUCCGGAUAAAGAAAUCAGUUACUUGGAGUUGCUUUUUUGACUCUGCCUAGUCUAAGCAAAACUGUUUGUCACUCAAAGUUCCUUGGGGAUCAAAACCCUGCAGAUGCCUCCUGAUCAGACAGCCCUAACUCCUUUACUGUAGCAAGAGCUGCACAGUACAAACCCAAAAAAGAGCAAGCUCAUUUAUUAGAAAUCCAAGUCACAUAUGUUCUAUCCAGUCAAUAUUGGUUACUAAAUAUAAACCUAAAAUUAAGGAAGUAACCUUUUUUCGGGGGCGGGAAGGGUGGGGGGAGGGAAUUUAAAAGGCGUCAACUUUUGUCUAAGACAUCUUGCCCUUGUACUGGUGCAGCUCUCUUUUUUCCCCCACCUCUGGCGAGAAAAGAGACUUGUACAUGUAGAAGAAACAAAGGAGUGUAUAAUGCAGUUUUGUUUCUCGCUAGAGAGCAUGUGGGUGACAACGACAGUGCAGUCUCCUUUGCCAACUGUAGACUGCUGUGCCUGGUGCCACAUGCCUGUGGGUCCCUCUUAAAGCACAGACUUAAAGUUGAAAGUAUUACUGAAGUACAGCCUCUGAUGAGGAGUGGCACUUAAACUAUCUGGGACACCAUUAUUGGACACAGUCUUGUAGAGGCAGCUGUCCAGUUUUGGUGCUUGACUCUUAAACGAAUUAUUAAAUGGAAAGAUGCUCUAAGGACUAGGUCAAAGCCUGGUCUCUCUUUUUUUUUCUUUUGAUCCCUCAUAAUAAGGAGCAUUGUUACUAUUGGAAAUUGUUUUCAGAUUUUUUUUUCUAAUAGUUUUUUUUUUAAGUAAUGGUCAUAUUUUUCCAGUGGUUCAAUUGAAUGAGAACUGGUCCUUAUUUUUAAUAUUGAAAUUGUCCAGCUUAUGGUUAGGCUGUGGUUGUGUAGUUGUGUAAUGGUUUCUGGACUGUUACACACUGCUGCGUCUAGGCCUGUGUUUUGUUUUUCUCUCCAUGUAAGUUCUGAUGGGGAAAGAAACUUUCUUUUCCCUUAAGAAUGAAAGAAAUUUAUUCUAAAAUGAUCUUUCACGGAAAGAAGUCAGGGAGAGGGAAGCCUUAUAUCUCUAAAUUAUUUUCAAGUUGGUCCUAACAUCAUAAUAUGGCCAAAAGGGGGGGUGGGGAAGGUUAUCAGUAUUUGUUUUCAGAAUGAGAUGGGAGCAUCUUUCCUUAGCCAUGUGCUUUGUGUUUGAUACCAUACUGCUUGGUUAGAAUAAGACAACUCAGCACAAAGCCUUGAGUGUAAAUUGUUGGAAUCAAAACAUCUCAUUCUGAUCACUUGGUUUUCUUUUUUUCUUUUCUUUUUUUUUUUUUCUUUUAAUGGGGUGGGAGGGAGGGUACUGUGCCCCAAAAGGGAGGGUGUCUGAACUAAGGAUUUAGAAACACUUUGGAAGCUCAUAACCUCAUCAGAAACUGCCUUUAGCCACACUCCUUACCUUCUAGAUGAGUAACAAAAAAAAAAAAUGAAAUAAGUUCUUGGGAAUUAAGCCAUGUUAUUUUAAUUUGCUACUUUUUUCAGUGUUCUAUGUAUCUUUAAAAUUGUUAUUGUGGAAUCGUUUUCUUGCCAAAUAACUUCGUCAAGCAAAAUUAUUGGCCUCAUGGGAGCUGAAGUCAGCUUUUUGGUGUAUGUAAGUGGACUUUGGUGAGCUUGUAGUUCUACUUUAUAUUCCUAAAGAUAGUUUUAAAACUCCCAAAGAAAAUCCUACUCCCCUUUCUGAUCUAAAAACUCAUCUUUGGGGUAGAGUUAAGUGUCCAAAGGUUGUAACAGUUAAUGAGGUCAGAGGGAGCUAGCCUGGCACCUGGAUUCUGCCCCUCCAAAGCUGACAGAUUCCAACAGAAGUGUAUUUAAAUUCUCCAGUAGACAAUGCUGAGCAGGGCAAGGGAGGGGGUAGGGCUGGGUUAUUAAGAUACAGGCUACUGUAUUUUAACCAAUGGUUAUGGGGGAGGGGUGCCUGGAGAAAACAAAGUCACUGUUCCCUUUUUUGAAAUAAACUUGAAAAAAUUUAUUUUUCAGUAGAAAUGGGAGAGAAUUCCAAUGUCCCUAGCCACAAGGGACCAGUUCCACUGAGAAGUGAACAGUGGGAACUCAAAAUUUUGAAAACAUUUGGGGAAAGGGAAAAUUGGCUUUCUGUUAAUUGGCAAAUGUUCCAGUAGGGCUCUCUUUUUGUUUGGAUGUGUUAUGUUGUGUGUACAUGUAUAUGGACCAGAGUCUGCUGAGUUGAUAAGGUUCAGAAAAGAUGGUUGGUAAAAUCUUGAUUUUUUUUGUUAAUUUAUCUAAAUAAAAGCCCACUGGAACCCCAAA
Messenger RNA from Cynocephalus volans (Philippine flying lemur), 6149 nucleotides. It is a transcript of the gene DDX6, whose product is annotated as DEAD-box helicase 6. The transcript has 14 exons. Gene Ontology annotation, cellular component: cytoplasmic stress granule; P-body. Lineage: Eukaryota; Metazoa; Chordata; Mammalia; Dermoptera; Cynocephalidae. Gene Ontology annotation, molecular function: RNA helicase activity; ATP binding; mRNA binding. The record is from RefSeq and is a predicted model, not a curated record. Gene Ontology annotation, biological process: negative regulation of translation; P-body assembly; cytoplasmic stress granule assembly. The coding region runs from base 363 to 1814 and encodes 483 amino acids.